Molecule: messenger RNA, 1830 nt
Organism: Raphanus sativus (radish)
Lineage: Eukaryota; Viridiplantae; Streptophyta; Magnoliopsida; Brassicales; Brassicaceae
Product: diacylglycerol kinase 5
Exons: 12
Coding region: 159-1634 (491 amino acids)
Molecular function (GO): ATP-dependent diacylglycerol kinase activity
Source: RefSeq, a predicted model, not a curated record
AAAAAGGGGGCCAACUGCUCCGCAGCCACCGUUGCUGUCGCAGGUGGGGACACUGCGAGAGUAGUCCAUAAAAUCCCCUUUUAUAUAAUGAGACAAAGGAUAUCAUCAUUUUGGAAAUUACGAACUUUUCUCGGAUCCCGAUUCGUCCAAUCAAUGCCAUGGAGGAAGAUAACAACAACUACAAGAGUUUAUCAGAAUUUGUAAAGAAGUUCUACAUCCCUUCUUACGUCCUCUCGCCCGAAUCGGAACCGGAGUCGGAGAUCGUUCCACCAGAGAGUCCAGUCCUUGUCUUCGUCAACUCCAAAAGCGGUGGUCAGUUGGGUGGGGAACUCUUCCUCACCUAUCGCUCUCUUCUCAACGAUAAGCAGGUCUUUGAUCUUGGGGUUGAGACACCCGAUAAGGUGCUCCGCAGAAUCUAUCUUAACCUCGAGAGGCUCAAGGAUGAUGAUCUCGCUCGUCACGUUCGGGACAAGUUAAAAAUAAUUGUUGCAGGAGGUGAUGGAACUGCUGGGUGGCUACUUGGAGUUGUGUGUGACCUUAAAUUAUCACAUCCUCCUCCUAUUGCCACUGUACCUUUGGGUACAGGAAAUAACCUUCCCUUUGCAUUUGGAUGGGGAAAGAAAAACCCCGGAACUGAUAGGACUUCGGUGGAGUUGUUUUUGGAUCAAGUCCUCAAGGCCAAAGAGAUGAAGAUUGACAAUUGGCACAUAGUUAUGAGGAUGAAGGCUCCUAAAGAAGGCCCUUGUGAUCCUCUUGCACCUCUUGAGUUACCACAUUCUCUACACGCAUUUCACCGUGUCUCUUCAACUGAUGAACUAAAUAUGGAAGGUUACCACACAUUUCGCGGGGGAUUCUGGAAUUACUUUAGCCUCGGAAUGGAUGCUCAAGUUUCUUAUGCGUUUCACUCUGAGAGGAAGCUGCACCCUGAAAAAUUUAAGAAUCAGCUCGUUAAUCAGAGUACGUAUGUAAAGCUUGGUUGCACGCAAGGAUGGUUUUGUGCCUCUCUCUUCCACCCUGCUUCACGGAACAUAGCUCAGCUUGCAAAGGUUAAGAUUGCAGAUAAAAAUGGCCAAUGGCAUGACCUUGACAUACCGCAUAGCAUCAGGUCCAUUGUAUGUCUGAAUCUACCCAGCUUUUCUGGAGGGCUAAAUCCUUGGGGCACACCAAAUCCCACGAAACAACGUGAUAAAGACUUGACUCCACCGUUCGUUGACGAUGGCUACAUUGAGGUUGUUGGGUUCAGAAAUGCUUGGCACGGUCUUGUCCUGCUCGCUCCAAAUGGACACGGUACACGACUUGCCCAGGCAAACCGCAUUCGCUUCGAAUUUCGCAAAGGAGCAGCAGACCAUACAUUUAUGAGGAUGGAUGGGGAGCCCUGGAAACAGCCACUGCCAAUGGAUGAUGAAACUGUGAUGGUAGAGCUUUCACACCUUGGCCAAGUGAACAUGCUUGCAACUCAUGACUGCCGGUCCAGAAGCAUGUACGACCCUUCAACGCCCCGUCAUCAGGAUUCGGCAGAAGAGUAUGAUGAUAAUGAAGACGACUCAGUGACUGAAGGCGAGGAAUUUAGAAAGUUUGGUGCUGCAGAUACCUUCAAGAUUCCUGACGAGGUUGAUAUUUCUCACCUUAGUUAGAAAAUUAGCCUUUUUCACUGUUGAUUCUAUGCAUUCUUCUUCCGGUCUCUAUUUUUUUUUUUUGGCAUAUUUAUAAAACUCUUUCAUAAAGAGGCAGCUAGCAGCAGUUGGUACCCAUUUUUCACAAAAUUUCAUUUGUUGUUCACGCUUAAUGAAUGAUCGAGACAGCUAUAUAAUGCUUCUGGAUUUUAUAACA